Manihot esculenta (cassava) is the source of this 2677-nucleotide messenger RNA. Its product is annotated as filamin A-interacting protein 1-like. NCBI's taxonomy places the organism in Eukaryota, Viridiplantae, Streptophyta, Magnoliopsida, Malpighiales, Euphorbiaceae. The transcript is spliced from 5 exons. The coding region runs from base 793 to 2358 and encodes 521 amino acids. The record is from RefSeq and is a predicted model, not a curated record.
UUGAAAUCACUGUUCCUUUCACAUAACGAGGUUGCACGCCUGUGCUUUUCUCUCUCUCUCUCUCUCUGCAGAAUCCACAACCACCCACAAAACCUCUUUUAAACCCUGAUAGAUACAAGCCUAAUUCGCCACCUGCAAUUAAAAUAUGCAACAAAGCCUCUAUUUUUCAAAUAAAAAGCUGAUAAAUAUAGCCGUUAAUAGGAUAGGCAUCCAGCUCUCUCAAUAUCUCUAUCUGUUUCAUAUCAAUCUGGUACAUUUCUUGAUUUUAUUAUCGCUAAUAUUUUCUCUCUUUCUAAAUUCUCCUCAUCCUAUCAACCAUUUUUCUUCAGUGUUUUCAAAUCAUGAGGAACAUCUGGUACUGUUUCUGCCACAAAAGUCCAAAUUCCCACAUCCAAACUGACGCUCUGUCUAACUAAAACCCCAUCCCCAGCAGUCCACUGCAAUAGCCUCUGCAAUCAAACAAAACAAGGACAUUUUCAAACCAAAAGGGAAGUUGGUAGAAAUUUUCUAUUCAAAUCUCUCUCCUUUCAAUAUCUUAAACACAAACCCAUUUCUCCACCAAUAGGAAAUGGGGUUGUUAUAAAUUUGUAUCAAUCAUUUCGAAGCGUUUCAAACUUUCUCUUACAUUGGACUGUUGUUAGACAAGCACCAUCCAAAAGAGGAAUAUUUGCUAUCAAAUUUUUGUUCAGGCUCUAAAGUCUUGCUUUUCUACAAGUAAAACACAACACCCAGUAAACCAAGAUUGCUGCCUCUGUAUCAAAUCAAGGAAGAAAGAGCUAACGUCGGUGUUGCAUGGACAAAGCAACGAUAAUAACAACAUUGACAGCAAGGAGGCCAAAACGGCAAUACCCACCAGCGCCACCAGCACCAAGAAUCCUGCAGUUGCCUCGCAGGAAACCACCAGCAAAGGCUAGUGCUGCCAAGUCCGGUUUACAAAGAAACAGGAAAGGUAAGCUGGAGACUUUGUUUGAUCAAGAAAGAGAGUUUACAAGAGGGGUUAUGCCCAUUGUAACAGUGAGUGGUGGAGGGGAUGAUCAGAGUGAGGAGAGGAGAGAGAGAGUAGAGAGAAGAGAAAGCGUGGUGAUGGAGGAGGAGAAGUGGAAGUUUCAAGCUGAGAUGUUGAGGGCAGAGUGUAAUUUGCUAAGGAUGGAGAGAGAGAUUGCUGUGAAGAAAAUGGAGAGGAGAAGGGUCCACGUCGAAAGGGCUUUGAGAUCUGCUGUUCAAACUCUGCUUUCUGGGAGAGAAAAGAUGUGCGAUGGAAAGAAUGCAAGAGUGGUUUUGGAGGAAGGGAUCAUUGAAUUGGUUGAGAAACUAGAUAAGUUGCAAAGAAGAUCAAGGAAUAAAGAUCUAGAUGUUCGAAAGUGCAGCAAUUUUGACAAACAAGCAUCUCUUCUUCAAAGACGGCUAGAGAAGUUCUCAGGAGGAUCAGAUGAGAUAUAUGUGAAGGAGAUUCAAGAGAUGGCAGAAGCAAGCUUGUCCAUCAAUACUUCUAGCAGCACCAAAGAAAAUUUUGUUUCAACUCGCAGCAGCAGCAGCAAUAAUGUGCAGAUGGAGGUCCUCAGAAGGAAAAUGGAGGGACUGUCAAAUGGGAGUCUAUUAGAGAGGAUGGAAUUUGAAUAUGGGUUGAUGCUCUCUACAGAGGCUACUAGUUCGAAUUUUGCUGCCACUUCCAAGCAAAUCGAAUCAUCGGAGCUGUCUUCAUCUUCAGUGAGGCAACCCUGCAAGGAGAGAGAGCCCUAUGAAGAGAGAGCAUGUUCAGGAUGCUGCAAGGCAAUAGUGCAAAGGGUUGUGGAGCAAGUUCGGGCUGAGACAGAGCAAUGGUCGCAAAUGCAAGAGAUGCUGGGGCAAGUCAGGGAUGAGAUGGAGGAAUUGCAGGCUUCUAGAGAUUUUUGGGAAGAUCGAGCACUCGAUUAUGAUCAUCAAAUUCAAUUGCUACACUCUGCUGUGAAAGAAUGGAGACGAAAAGCCCUGUCCUCUGAAGCAAAGGCAAAUGAUCUAAAAGCUCAGGCAAUUUUGCUCCGAGCCGAGCUUGAAAAGCUGAGGAAGGAAAAAACCAGAGAAGAAACAAGCAGGACCAAAAGUUCGGCAGCAAAUUUGCAUGACUCACCAAACGAGAUGGAGAAACGAGUAUUGGUUUGUCGACUGAAAGAAAAUCGGCAACCAAAUGAUGAUUGCUGCAAGCAGGAGAGCUUGGGAGAUAGAAGAAAAAAACAACCAACAUGUAGCAGCAGAAUUAAUGAGACAAAACGCUCACCAUUUAGAGAUCUAGGAAAUUCACCAACAUUGGUCAGGCAAAAUAGCAGGGCAGUUUUUCCUUUGCACUGUCCCCUGCCUGCCAAUGUAAUGAGAGAUUCUUAAUGUCCUGAAUUCUGUCUUUUCAAGUUUCUAAACUGAGAUACUUGUGAGUUAUGACCAUUCCAGUUUCCAUAUGAAAAAAAGAGCUUGUGGGAAUUAUUAAUUACCAUUUGAUUUCUAUGGAUUUUGGUGAUUAGGAUUAAGAAAAGAAAGAAAUUGUGAUUAGCUACUAAUCCCUGAACAUGAAUGUGCAAAUGUGAAGUGAUCUCCAACAUUAAUCCUCUUAAUUAGGCGCAUGAAAUGGCCUAAAAAUGUGUCCGAUGUUCCAAUUAAGCAGAAACUAAGCAAUCAAAAUGGGUGUCUUCUGCUUCAAAUUGUUAAA